Messenger RNA from Cotesia congregata, 1305 nucleotides. The record is from the annotation of a GenBank genome assembly. Lineage: Eukaryota; Metazoa; Arthropoda; Insecta; Hymenoptera; Braconidae.
AUGGGAUUACUAAUUUAUAAAAUGAUUGGCAGUGUGCUGGGUGUGAGUGAAAAAAAGCCGAAAAUUAGGAUUAAAAAUUUGGACUCGCGACUUGAGAGUUUUAUCGACUUAGUGGAAGAAAGUGGAUAUCUAGGUGAAGAACACAGAGUAAAAACAGAAGAUGGGUAUGAUUUGACGGUCCACAGAAUCCCAGGCGGGCCUCAGAGUCCUGUUAGAUUUGGAAAACCAGUUAUUUUGUUACUACACGGAUUAAUGUCCGCGUCUGAUAUAUGGAUCCUACGAGGCCCAGGUCAAGAUCUAGCCUACUUGCUCUCGGACGCGGGCUAUGACGUUUGGGCGAUAAACGUACGGGGUAAUUACUACUCUACAUUACACAACAGCAUUACAAAUAACUCAGCCUACUGGGACUACAGCUGGCACGAAAAUGGAAUGUACGAUGUACCAGCGACGAUAAAUUAUAUACUGUCGAAAACCCGGAAGAGUGAGCUGUCACUACUAGGGUACUCUAUGGGAGGAACUGAAAUAUUGGUCCUACUAUCUUCAAGACCUGAAUUUAAUCAUAAAAUUAACAUCGCUAUUACUUGGGCCCCUGCUGCCUUGGUUUCUCAUGACAUACCCGGAUUUUUUCCUAAUUUCCUCUUUCGUCAUAGCAAACAAAUAAAGGAUUUGUUCAGCGAGUACAAUUUAUACCAAGUAAUGCCGCGAGUUAGCAAACAAUGGUCUGAUUUUUUAAAUGUCUGGUUCAGUUUAUGCUGGAGAUUAAAUAUCAAAUCAAUUUGUUUAAAAUUACUCGAUGUUACUUUGGGAUUUAAGAAUCUUAAUGAUUUAGAUUUGGCGUUAAUUUUGCGUAUUAAGGACCAUUAUCCUCAAGGAACUUCUUUAAAAACUAUUUUACACUACGGCCAAGUUUUUAAAAAUCGAAGAUUCCAGCAAUACGACUACGGAAAGAUGAUCAAUUUGAUAAAAUACAACGAUAUGAUACCACCAGAAUAUCCACUGAAUAAAAUAACAACUCCUUUAAUUAUUUACUACGCUCGAAAUGAUAAACUAGUUACCAAAAAUGACGUUGAGAUGAUGUUAAAAAAAAUUCCUACUGCAAUCGCCAAAGAAGUACCUGACGAUAAAUUCGGACACUUGGAUUUUAUAAUUUCCAAGAACAUCAAACAUCUCGUCUACGACAGGAUUGAUGCAAUCGACCUUGUUCGCUACCGUCCUCCUUAUUAUAUAGCGAUCGCUAUUUCGCAAAAAAUUGGAAAAAUGUUGACAUUUAGGGGAAAAUACCGCGGCCUUGACAUGUCUUAUUGA